Arabidopsis arenosa is the source of this 1449-nucleotide messenger RNA. The record is from the annotation of a GenBank genome assembly. NCBI's taxonomy places the organism in Eukaryota, Viridiplantae, Streptophyta, Magnoliopsida, Brassicales, Brassicaceae.
CUGUUUCAUCGCUUUUUAUUUUUAAUAACAACAAUUCCGAGAAAAUAGAAAGAGAUAGAGUUUUAGAUUGAGAAAGAUGUCAACAUCAACAUCUUCUCGAUUAGGUCAAUGGGAGGACGACGACUCGAACCGUCCUCACAAGAAGUUUAAGUAUUCACGAACCACAUCAGAGACGAACGUGAUAGACGAUGAUGCAGACUCUUCGAACCGUUCAAUCACAAGAACGCCAGAAAGUGAUUCGUGGGUGGUGACUCGUUAUCUUGGAAACGUCUCCGGCUCAUACGGCUCUGUUUACUUAGCAGUCAGAACAACCCACGAAAACGAUCUUCCUUACGAGAUGGUCAUCAAAUCUAGUCAGUUCUCAGAAGCAGCAUAUCUUAUGAACGAGGAAAAUUACUUAACACGUCUCAAAAGCCCGUUUAUCGUCUCCUGUUACGGCCAUGAGAUGACAGAGGAGAAGAACGAGAAGAAGAAGUACUUCAACACUAUACACGAGUAUUGUUCUGGUCAAAGCCUUGCGAAACACGUCAAAAGCCAUGAAGGAGGAUUACCAGUUGAUGAUGUGAAGAGAUACGCUAGUGAUAUCUUGUUUGGUCUCAAGUGUAUACACGAAGAUGAGAUUAUUCACCGUGACAUCAAGCCAAAGAACAUCUUACUCACGCCUAGCGGCAGUGGGUUUAUGGCUAAGAUCUCUGGUCUUGGAAACGCCAUUGAGAAAUGGUGGAUUGAGGAUGGUGGAAGCUGGAAUCAUAGGAGUGGCACUGCAAGGUUUAUGUCACCGGAGCUUAUAGGGGACAUGGUUUUGGAUUAUGGUGCGGAUGUGUGGGCUUUUGGCUGUACCGUGCUUGAGAUGUUGACUGGAGAACGAGUUUUGAGUGAGUUUGGUAAGCUUGAUUGGCAAGGUUGGGAAACUCUCAUUGGUAAAUGUGGAAUUGUUCCCUAUAUCCCUGAUUACUUGUCUGAUAAGGCAAAGGAUUUUCUCACAAAGUGUUUGGAGAGAGACCCAUCUAAAAGGUGGUCUGUUGAUAGUUUGAUCAAACAUGAGUUCUUGAAUGACGAAGAAGCGGAAGAAGAAGAGGAGGAGGCAUAUGAAGAAAUAGGAUAUGCAGAGGUAGAAGCAUAUGAAGCAAAUCUAGAAGCUGAAGCGGCAUUUGAAGAAGAAGAAGAAGAAGAAGAAGAAGUAGAAGAAGAAGGAGAAGAAGCAAUUGAAAUUGAAAUUGAUGAAGAAUUUCCUAAAGAGGAUUCGGAUGAAGAUUGAAGACGUUGAUGUUAAUGUCAAGUCACACUUUUUAUAAUCUUAUUUCAUUAUUUGUUUAAUAUUUGCAAAAUUAGGAUGAUUAUUUGUAAGACAAAACUAUGUUUCAGUUGCUCUGUAUAUAUUGAUUUUGAGAUAUUGUGUCAAUCGUACUUGAGAUGAUAAAAGGGGAUUUAUAAAGAGAAUGCAAAUUU